AUACGAGGAACAGAAAGCUUGAGUAUGUGUGGUUCUCUGUCAGAGAAAGAUAGAGAGAAUUUGCAGAGGUAUUCAGAACAGGCAGGCAGGCAGGCAGGCAGGCUAAGGUGUACUUUGGAAUGUCGUCUCAGUUUUAGAGAGAGAGAGCAGUAGAAAUUGUAGGAUUUUUCAGAAAAGAACAAGACGAGGAGAGGGAGACAGGAGAGAUAGAAGAAGAAAGAAGAAUGCCAGUGAGCUUAGAGCCAUUAGACGUAGGGGUUCAGAUCCCAUACCUCUUUAGAUGCCCAAUCUCUCUCGAGCUGAUGCGCGACCCCGUCACGGUUAACACGGGCCAGACCUAUGACCGACCCAGCAUUGAAUCGUGGGUGGCUACGGGCAACACCACCUGCCCCGUCACCCGAUCCCCCCUUUCCGACUUCACCCUCAUCCCCAACCACACACUCCGCCGCCUCAUCCAAGACUGGUGCGUCGCCAACCGCUCCCUCGGUGUCGAGCGCAUCCCAACUCCCAAACAACCAGCCGAUCCAGCUGUCGUCCGUACCCUCUUCGCCCAUGCCGCUUCCGACUCCAUCCCUCUCCACUCCCGCCGCUCCGCUCUCCGUCGCCUCAGGGGAUUCGCUCGCGAUUCCGACAAGAAUCGAUCCGUCAUCGCCGCUCAUAACGCUCGCGACCUCCUCCUCUCCCUCAUCUUCUCCAACGAGUCUGACGAUCUCACACACGAGUCGCUCGCGCUCCUCGUCAUGUUCCCGCUAGCCGAGUCCGAGUGCGAAUCCGUCGCUUCACAACCGGACCGGAUCGCCUUCCUUGCAUCCCUGCUCCCCCACUCGUCCAUCGAAGUCCGAGUCAAUGCGGCGGCACUCCUCGAGAUUGUGGUCACGGGGACUCAGACCAUGGAGCAUCGUAUCAUGAUCGGAAAUAUGGAGGGAGUUCUAGAAGGGAUAACGGCAAUCUUGAAACAUCCAUUGGCGUACCCGAGAGCACUGAAAGUUGGGAUAAAGGCUCUGUUCACGUUGUGCCUGGUGAAGCAGAAUCGGAUCAAGGCGAUCGAGGCGGGAGCGGUCGAGGCACUCAUCGACCGCCUCGCCGAUUUCGAGAAGUGCGACGCGGAGCGAGCUCUGGCUACGGUGGAGCUGCUGUGCCGGGUGCCGGCGGGUUGCGCCGCCUUCGCUUCGCACGCUCUGACGGUUCCAAUUCUAGUGAAGAUCAUACUGAAGAUAUCGGAUAGGGCGACAGAGUACGCGGCAGGUGCGCUACUGUCGUUGUGUUCUGCAUCGGAGCAGUUGCAGAGGGAUGCAGUGGCGUGUGGAGUGGUGACGCAGCUCUUGCUGCUGGUGCAGAGCGAUUGUACGGAGCGAGCCAAGCGCAAGGCACAGAUGCUACUCAAGCUUCUCAGAGAAUUAUGGCCCGAUCAUUCAAUUGCCAAUUCUGACGAUUUUGGUGGCACUGAUGUUGUUCCCUUUUGAGAUGACUCUUCUUUUUUCUCUUGAAAUUCAAUCUCUACUGAGAAAUGGAGUUUCAGAAAAUUGGUGUAUAGACAAAAGUGACAAAUGGGUUCAUCUUGUAUGUAUUUUUUAGAUUUUGUAUGUAAGAAUUUUUGUUAAUUUCAUUUAGAAACAAGAAUAGAUUUUUCUUCAGGAGCAGUAAAAUUGGAGAAAAAGAAAUCUGAAUUGUAUCA
Messenger RNA from Macadamia integrifolia, 1675 nucleotides. RefSeq names its product U-box domain-containing protein 26-like. The transcript has a single exon. The coding region runs from base 225 to 1463 and encodes 412 amino acids. Gene Ontology annotation, molecular function: ubiquitin protein ligase activity. Gene Ontology annotation, biological process: protein ubiquitination. The record is from RefSeq and is a predicted model, not a curated record. Lineage: Eukaryota; Viridiplantae; Streptophyta; Magnoliopsida; Proteales; Proteaceae.